UAAAGUUUUCCUUCCGGGUUCAUCGCCGCGACUUCCGUGUUGUGAACAAGGUCCAGCUAGUUGAUUAGAAAAGGCCCUGGAUCGACCACGGCGUUGUUUUGGAGACAGUGGGACAACGAGAGGAUCCCCUCUCCUCACAUCCACCUGAACUCUCUGUGCUCCAGGACUCAGAUUUUGAGAUCACACACAGGCCACACCAGAUGGGCUGGGUGGUAACACCUAAGGCCAGCUGUUAACACCCCCUGGGCCUGUCCGUGUAGCGCAAUGGCCAGUCACUUCCGUAGCUACAUCUGGGACCCGGUCCUCAUUGUGAGUCAGAUUGUGUUGAUGCAGUGCAUCUACUACAGCUUCCUGGGCCUGUGGUUGGCUGGAGUCGACAGUCUGGUGCCAACUAGUCGGUCACUGGAUCAGAUCUUCAACUACGAACUCCUUGGCUUUGCAUCCAUGCAAGGGAGGCUCUCAAUGAUGGCGUUCAUCUUGAACUCUCUCACCUGCGCCCUUGGUCUGUGGUUCUUCAUCCGUCGAGGGAAACAGUGCUUGGACUUCACAGUCACUGUGCAUUUCUUCCACAUGAUCUGCUGCUGGAUCUACAAUGCUCACCUUCCGGCCGCCCUGUCCUGGUGGCUCGUCAACGUGGCCUGCAUGGCCUUGAUGGCUGUAAUUGGGGAGUACUUGUGCAUGCGAACGGAACUCCGGGCCAUUCCAGUCAAUAGCGGACCUAAGUCUAACCUGUGAAUUCUUGUCGACACCACUCUGUCAAAUCUGUGGAUGUUUAACCCUCUAUAGGAACUCGCUCAUCGGAGGAUUGUCCACCGUUGGUGAAAGAAAUGGAACACGAACCUCCAUCAGCGUAUAUGUGUUUGAUUGUCAUCAUGCAUCUCCUCUUCAACUGAUACACCAGAUGAACUGAUCUAUUUAUUCGAUGUCUUUUAAAUGUAUGUCGGACAGUGUUAACUCGAGCAUAUUACGAUACGUUUUAUAAUGCUCACGAAAACAGUCGUCAGUUCACACCGUUCUCUAAAACUUCCCCUUGAUAGAUGGUUUCUUUGGCAAUUAUCUUUUUCUUUUCAAAAUUAAGUACAUUAUCAUGAGCCUCCCAUUCCCUCAUUUAAAACUUCUUAUUCUUUUUUAAGAUUUACAGUUUUCUUUCUUGUUUACACCAAUUGAAAAUAACAAAUUGAGACUCAACGGGGAGGCCAACAACUGUCCAAACCAGACAUGUUUCCUCUUUCUGUGCAUCAUGUUGUGUUGCUGGGUGGCAAACACACUUGACCAUUUUGUUACAGGAUAUUUUGGUUUAACUAUUUAAAUGUCUGUUACACCUCACAGCAAUUUGGAGACGCCAGUGUGCAAAGGUAUCAAGGUGUAUCUCUCUGGGUUUUUUAAAAUACAGUAGCUGGGUGUGAAAGUCAGAAGCUGGGGAACAAGCUUCAGUGUUUGAUAAGAUGAACUAAAGUUUUUCGAUGCAGUAAUCAAUCAUUGUUUAAACCCACACAUGAGAGAGUUGUCUGCUUUAUAAUCUCAUUCAUCUCACAUCUUACUGUGCUCGUCACAGGCCUUCAGUACAGAGUUUUGCGCAGCUAGUCUGGUUUGUUUCCCCUUUUUAUGUCAUGGUGUGAUAAAAAAACUUUCACUGUUUGUGGGAACAUGACGUGAAAAUUCCUGAAAUGUGCAUCACCCAGGAUUUCUGGAACAAUGUCAGCGUUAUCAUUUAGCCACAGCUUUGAAAACUCUGUCUAAAUCAACUGCUUAUUAUUACAGCACCUGUGACAGUCUUUUCGCUGUGUGAGGUGAUAGUGUGGUUGAUGCAGUCUCUUGAUUUAAAGUGAGGUUUCUAAAGAGUAGUACAAGUACAAUGUUAUGGUACCGGAGGUGACACUUAAAGGAAUAAUUGGCAUUUUUGUAAAUGCAGAGUUGGUUUUAUUAUUUUUUAUUUUUGUGUCUGUACAGUAAAUAUGAAGCUUGAUAGUUUAGUGUAGUUCAAUCACUGGAAGCGGGGAAACGGUUGUUAAUGGGUAAGCAAACCAGCACCUGUCCAGAUCACUGUGAAACAUGUUAUAAUCUCUGCAGGGAGGUUAUGGUUUCAUUGCUGUUUGUUUGUCUUUCUUCUUACUCAAAAACGAAUGAAUUUUUUUGUGGAUUCGGAUAAACGGGCAGAUCCAGAUAUUUUUUUUUUACUGUUUACAACGGCGUUACAGGGCGUUAAUCUUGGCAGAGGUAUACGCUCUCCAAGCACCUUUCUAGUUUCUCGUUGGUUUAAUGCAUAAAAAAGUCAGUGGUGGCACAACUUAUUGUUUGGACACAGUUUUUUGUUAAUCAAUGUGGUUUAAAAGGUGCUGGUAUAUGGAUUGUGCUACUUUGCACGGAGCCAAGUUAUCCUUCACUCCCUGUUUCCCCCCAGAAUCUAUCUUUGUGUUUUCUGUACAGACAUGACAGUGGUGAAGUCAAAUGUGGGCAAGAAAGGAAACAGGCGUGUAUCUCAAAACGUCAACUAUUCCUUCUAGAGUCAUUCAAACGCACGGCUACUCUUUGUCAUUAUUGGAUUAUAUCUAGCAAUGACUGCGCUAGUUUUCACAUGCAAUGCCACCAUUUUAUUCUCUAUAAUGAUUCUUCAUCAUUUUAGUUUUUAUAAUGCAUUUAAAUACAAAGAACUUGUGAACUGGACCUAUUCGUGUACAUAUGUUCUCUGACUUGUUUCUAGCGCAGAAGCAUCACAGAAGUUUUUUUUUUUUUCUCUCUCAAGAUUUAAAUAGUGUUUGCACCAGCAUUAAGACAUUUGGGUACAAUAUAUGUACUUCUGUGGACAUGCUGUUGAGUAAUUGAUUGAUUGAGGAAAAAAGUGAAUAUGCCAGUCAGGAAAGCGCAGGUGAAAAAAAGAAUUGGCCAUGAUGCUUCAGACAUCAAAGUUAGAUCUUCUAAUGAGGGGCACAGCACGAGCGUGUCUGUGCUUCUGCUAAGGCUUUCCACCCUGGGCCCUGACCCCUCAUUUUCUCCCACCACUGCCGCUGCUGGAAGUGUCCAGGUGGAAAGGGGCAGAUGGGAGAGCACUAACGAGUGGAAAGCUGCUGGGCGAUCCUCAUUACCACACUUUGCUGCAGGGAGGACUGAAAACUGAAACGCAGUCGUAAAAUGAGUUGUAGAGGACUUACUGCAUCGAUUAAAUGCUCCACUGUUUUA
Messenger RNA from Scophthalmus maximus (turbot), 3177 nucleotides. RefSeq names its product SYS1 golgi trafficking protein (gene sys1). The coding region runs from base 265 to 735 and encodes 156 amino acids. NCBI's taxonomy places the organism in Eukaryota, Metazoa, Chordata, Actinopteri, Pleuronectiformes, Scophthalmidae. The transcript has 4 exons. Gene Ontology annotation, biological process: protein localization to Golgi apparatus; Golgi to plasma membrane protein transport; Golgi to endosome transport. Gene Ontology annotation, cellular component: Golgi membrane; trans-Golgi network. The record is from RefSeq and is a predicted model, not a curated record.